GGAUGUAACAAUUCGCGGGUCAAGAUGGUGGCAAAAACUGAGACUACCUUUUAGGCCUACAUGUUUUAGCCAUUUACAUUCAAUAAGAUAAGGAAACAGCGCUAAGAUGUCGUUCUUAGUGGAUUCUGUCAUCAUGUUUGUUUCCCAGGUUCUCUUCUUCGGUGGAGGCUGGGUUUUCUUCCUCAAGCGACUUUUCAAGGAUUAUGAGGUUCAUCGGACAGUUGUCGUGCUUGUGUUCUCGGUGACGUUUGCUCUCUCCUGUACCAUGUUUGAACUCAUUAUCUUUGAGAUUGUUGGUGUCCUGGAUCCCUCGUCUCGUUUUUUCCACUGGAAGCUGGGUCUCUAUGCUAUGCUCUUCACAGUUAUUGUUGUUUUGCCAUUCUACAUUGCUUACUUCAUUGUGGAGAAUAUUAGAUUUGUACCACGUGAGCGUCAUCUGCGAGUGAUAUUGACCUGUGUUGCCUGGCUGCUGUUCCUUUACGGUUUCUGGAAGAGUGGCGACUCCUUUCCUAUUCUAAGUCCAAAGCAUGGGAUUCUCUCCAUUGAGCAAUGUAUCGGCCGCGUGGGGGUUAUCGGGGUUACGCUGAUGGCACUGCUGUCUGGUUUUGGUGCUGUCAAUUAUCCAUACACUUCAAUGCAUUAUUUUGUCAGAACGGUUCAUGACUCGGACGUGCAGGUCCUUGAGAGGCGGCUUAUGCAGACCAUGGAUAUGAUUAUUAUGAAAAAGAAGAGGUUAGCCCUGGCAAAACGUGAGCUCUUGGCCAAGUCGAGUUUGAACAAGGACCGUGGAGGUCUAUGGGGCAUGAUCAAAAGCGUGGCGACUUCUGGGACUGGAGAAAAUCUGAAUACACUGAAAAAUGAGUCUGACGCACUCGAAGAGCUUAGCAGGCAGUUGUUUCUGGAGUCCGUUGACUUGCACAAUACCCAGGAAAGGAUGGAAUAUUCAAAAACAUUCAAAGGAAAAUACUUCAAUUUUCUCGGCUAUUUUUUCUCCAUCUACUGUUGCUGGAAAAUCUUCAUGGCUACCAUCAACAUCAUCUUUGACCGAGUAGGAAGAGUCGACCCAAUAACAAGAGGCAUAGAAAUUACUGUCAAAUAUCUUGGCAUUCAGUUUGAUGUGAAGUUCUGGUCGCAACACAUCUCGUUUCUCCUUGUCGGCAUCAUUGUGAUUACAUCCAUACGUGGUCUCCUCAUAACUCUCACUAAGUUUUUCUACGCCGUGGCUAGCAAUAAAUCGUCAAAUAUCAUUGUGCUGGCGCUCGCUCAAAUUAUGGGGAUGUAUUUUGUGUCGUCUGUCCUGCUGAUGAGAAUGAACAUGCCAUCUGAGUACAGGUCAAUAAUCACAGAAGUCCUUGGUGACCUUCAGUUCAAUUUCUACCAUCGGUGGUUCGAUGUGAUCUUCCUCGUGAGUGCCCUCUCAAGCAUUGGUUUCCUCUACAUUGCGCACAAACAGAAUCCAGAUCAAUCAAGCAUUGCACAAUCAUGAUGUCGACUCGUGGCCGGAGAGAUCAAAUUCGACAUUUUUGUUCUUUUACAGAAAGAAAAUUUUAUAAGCCAUGGUCUUCUCGAACAGAUGUUGUAUCGAUGUGGCAUGUUGUGACAUCACUUUUCAUACUUGUAGUCUUCAUGACCAUAGGCCCUCUGGGGCUUGCACAUGUGUUUAUGGUAUUCCACAUGUCUGAGACCACAAUUGCUCAACCAGUGGUGUCAUCUGUUAGAAACGUCCAUAUAGGCCGAUUACAUGUACACGCUUUAAAAAUAGAUGUUGACAAGUGUUAGAUUUUAACAAAUGCACUGUACAAGUGUCCGAAAAUUGAUAAGCUUUUACUGUAAUUUUAAUACGUCUGCUUGUCUGAAAUACUAUCGUCUUUUGGGAGGAAGGGGUUAAGAGCCACAUGGUCACUGUCAGAAAUUUAGUCUCUUGGUUUAUAAAGCCUCAUAUUGAAACCCAAAGUCCACGUUUGUUGAUGCUUUAGAGGUGGUCAAGAGUGACUGAGUGAUUUUAUUUUCAGCUUCGCAAUAUUGUGUGAUGGUCCCUGAAGUGAUAGGAUAUAAUCUUUCUGUCAUCAUGUUCAUUAUUCUCAGAUAAUUUGGCCUAUAUCUUUCUUAUGUUUGUGGUCGAAAUGUUAUAUUUUGUUUAUAGUCUGUAAAUAGUAGCAGAGGAAUAAAACA
Lineus longissimus is the source of this 2172-nucleotide messenger RNA. RefSeq names its product Golgi pH regulator-like. Gene Ontology annotation, cellular component: Golgi cisterna membrane. Gene Ontology annotation, biological process: intracellular pH reduction. The record is from RefSeq and is a predicted model, not a curated record. The transcript is spliced from 14 exons. The coding region runs from base 107 to 1486 and encodes 459 amino acids. Lineage: Eukaryota; Metazoa; Nemertea; Pilidiophora; Heteronemertea; Lineidae. Gene Ontology annotation, molecular function: voltage-gated monoatomic anion channel activity.